This is a messenger RNA of Exophiala oligosperma, 876 nucleotides long. RefSeq lists its product as uncharacterized. The record is from RefSeq and is a predicted model, not a curated record. Bases 1 to 807 code for a protein of 268 amino acids. Gene Ontology annotation, molecular function: oxidoreductase activity, acting on the CH-OH group of donors, NAD or NADP as acceptor. NCBI's taxonomy places the organism in Eukaryota, Fungi, Ascomycota, Eurotiomycetes, Chaetothyriales, Herpotrichiellaceae. The transcript is spliced from 3 exons.
AUGGACGUAACAGGUUUUGCUUUGGUCACAGGCGCCGGUAGUGGAAUAGGUAGAGCAUGUGCUGUUGCUUUCGCACGGGAAGGCGCAGCUGGCGUCGCAUUGUUGGAUUUGGACGCUACGAACCUCGAGAUUGUGGAAGCAGAAGUAAAGCGAGCCUGCACCAGGGAGGAGUUCCAGUGCCUGAAAUUGGAGGUCAACGUCAGAGACGAGAGCCGUGUCAUUUCAGCAUUCAAGGAAGCCGCGAGACACUUUGGCAGACUCGACUACGUGGUUAAUUGUGCCGGUGUUGCACAUAAACAGGUUGGCGGGGUCAUCUGUACGGAGACAAGUGACUGGCAAAGAGUAAUGGAUGUCAAUGUCAAUGCCGUUUUCUACUGCGUUCGGGUAGCGGCACAGAUUAUCUUGAAGCAAGACUGGGUGGUUUCGUCCAUGGACCAUAAUUCACGUCAGCGGGGGUCGAUAGUCAAUAUAUCGUCCAUCAUGGGUCUGGUCGGGAUCACCUUGUCGACCGCAUAUGUACCUUCGAAGCACGCUGUUUUGGGUCUAACGAAGACCACAGCGCUAGACUACGCCGCACAAGGCUUAAGGGUUAAUGCCGUUUGCCCAGGAUAUAUAAAUACUCCUCUCAUCGGCACGAGCGACGAACUUGUACGAAGAGCCACCGAACAAGUCGAGACAUUCACUCCUAUGAGGCGUUGGGGAAGUGCUCAGGAAGUGGCGAAUGUGGUUCUGUUUCUUUCGGGUGGAAGAAGUUCCUUCAUCACAGGAAGUGCGGUGGCUGUUGACGGUGGGUAUACUGCUCAAUGAGCCCGCGACUCAGUUGAACAGAGCCCAGUGCCUAAUACUCCGAUUUCAAACCCCUUGGGUCUCACAACA